Molecule: messenger RNA, 2704 nt
Organism: Haplochromis burtoni (Burton's mouthbrooder)
Lineage: Eukaryota; Metazoa; Chordata; Actinopteri; Cichliformes; Cichlidae
Gene: znf148
Product: zinc finger protein 148
Exons: 7
Coding region: 147-2579 (810 amino acids)
Biological process (GO): regulation of transcription by RNA polymerase II
Molecular function (GO): RNA polymerase II cis-regulatory region sequence-specific DNA binding; DNA-binding transcription factor activity, RNA polymerase II-specific
Source: RefSeq, a predicted model, not a curated record
UAGAUGGCGACAGAUUUAAAUUUCCAUGUCCUGAUGAUGGUGUAUUUGAUUAUUCCGCACACCAUCACUGCACUGUAGUCUUGGAUAAGAAUCAUGACAGCUAAACGGGCUUAAUACGCGUAGACUCAAGAGCUACUCUAUGUAAGAUGAACACUGAGGACAAACUGGAAGGCAUGCUGCUGAAGUGCAGCAGCGGAGGAAUAGACGGAGGAGGGAGAGUUGGCCUGGGCAGCGGAGGAGGACUGGUGGUGAUGACACUCGGGGAACGAUCGCUGGCUAACCACCCUCUGCUGGCCGAGGAUGACGACGACGAAGACGACGACGAGGACUUGACUCGAAGCUCGCUGGUCACUCACGACCUGGUCCCUCCAGAGCAGCUGAUGAUGCAGGAGGAGAUGACGAAGAAUAGCGGUGGAGGAGAAGAGGAGGGAGGAGCCGAGGUGGGAGAGCAUUUCCCCCUAAAACUCACGAAUAAGUUUCCCUGCUUGCUUCAUAUGCCAUUGAGCAUCAAGCAGGAGCUGAAGUUGUCUGAGCCAGCGGUCUAUAUAAAGAAAGACAAAAAGGCAAUCAAGGAUCUGACAAUGUGUCCCAAGAAGAAAAAAAGGAAGCAGCGAUCACCAGCAAAGAUUCUCAGCAUCAAUGACGAUGGCUCAUUGGGCAUACCAAACCCCAAGUGUCACGUCUGUACUCACUGUAAUGCUGCGUUCAGAACCAACUACCAUCUACAGAGGCAUGUCUUCAUUCACACUGGUGAGAAGCCGUUUCAGUGCAGCCAGUGUGACAUGCGCUUUAUUCAGAAGUAUCUUCUCCAGAGACAUGAGAAGAUCCACACCGGUGAGAAGCCUUUUCGCUGUGAUGAGUGUGGGAUGAGGUUCAUCCAGAAGUACCACAUGGAGAGGCACAAAAGGACUCACAGUGGAGAGAAGCCCUACCAAUGUGACUAUUGUCACCAGUACUUUUCCAGAACAGACCGGGUUUUAAAGCACAGAAGAAUGUGUCACGAGAACAGAGAGCGAAAGGCGAACAAGACUGCCGGUAAAGUCGGAUCUUUACGUGAAGCAGACUCUUUAGGGCCCCCCUUUGUUGCCAAAGAGUGCUCACUGCCCAAGAAAAAGCGCCAAAAGUGUACAGACAAGAGUUCAGGAGCUUCCACUACUGCCCAGACAGAAGGGCACACUUUUACCGUGGUAGAAACAGAAGAGAAAGAGGAGCAAAAGGGAAGUCUUUCUCUAUAUGCUGUGUCCUCCAAAGUCAAACAUGAGUACGUGAUUGCUGACUACUCUGUGGACCUUCCUGAAGAAACUGCUAACCAACACCAAGAUGGCGACGUCUCUUCGGAAGAAACAACUUCUCCUAAGCUACUUCUGAAGAAAGUACCCAAGCGGAGUCUUAAGCAGUCAACUGAACAAACUCCUCCUUGCUUGUCCACUUUACCCUCCUUUGAGGAAAAUACUAAGGUGGCACAGUACACCUUUGAGAUCGUGGACAAGCAAGGCCUCUUAGACGUAGAAGGCAACAGUGAACUCGAGUCAGUUGAAACUCUUCAAGGAGGACAAACAAAACCAGCAGCCAGCAGCACAAACUAUGACGACGCGAUGCAGUUUCUCAAGAAGAAACGUUACCUUCAAGCUGCAAUGGCUAACAACAGCCGGGAUUAUGUCCUGAACACGAGCAGCAUCUCCUCUCAGCCACCUGUUACACAAACUGUGGUGUCAACAGUCAUCGACGAAACUGUUCCCGCCACCAUCCUGGAGCCCCAACCCAUGAACACAGAGAUUAAGACUCCUCAUGACAAGAAUGUUUUGCCUGAUGAGGUUCUUCAGACACUGUUGGACCACUACUCCAACAAAGCCAAUGGGCAAUCAGACAUUUCUUUCAGUGUGGCUGACACAGAGGUUACCUCAAGUAUAUCUAUCAAUUCCUCCGAUGUUUCUGACAGCAGUCCGGUCGAGAGCCUCGGAACAUCCAGCGCUCAGGCUCAGCCGCCUGCAGAGAAAGUGAGUCUCUUGCAAGAAUACUCCAAAUUUCUCCAGCAAGCACUGGAGAGGACCAGUCAGAAUGACAGCUACCUGACCAGCCAGAGCCUCAGCUUGGUCUCUGAAAACCCCACACUAGCUGGACAGCCUCUGUUCUCCACAGAGAAACAGUUUCCUUCCCCCAGCAGGUUCAAAUCAGGGAUGAGCUCUCCACUAAGGUCCACCUUAGAGAAACCUCACUAUGGGUUGCUGGUCGGGGACUCCCAGCACUCGUUUUCCUUUUCAGGCGACGAGACCACCCCUCCCUCUGCGGUGUCCCCAGCUGAGGAGGACUUUCUGGAGCAGGUCUCGCCCUCAAAAAAGACUGACUCUUCACAAGGGAUACUACAGACUUUUCAAAUAAGCUCCUUUGAACAGAACUUCAAAUCUCAUUUCCAGACGUCAAGAUCUGCAGCCUCCUCGCAGUUUACGGUUGCCAACGGACAAGUGAGUGUUCGAGGACACAGCACAGAAUUCUCAGAGUUCCCUUUAGUCCGAGUCACUGAGACCAGGUCUCAACUGAACUCAUCCCCUGACGUUUCGACCAGUGAAUCGUUUGGCUGAAGAAAUGGAGGCGGGAGCGUUCAUUUCUGUUCAUCAUUUCUGUGGCACUUUAUCUCGUCUUUCCUGUGUUUUUGCCAAAUCAAAUCCCACUGCAAACGAGGGGUCUUUCUUUUUUUCUUUUUUUU